UUUCUUUAAAUUUAGUCAAGAAAUUUCUGUGUACAAAGUGAAUGGGGUUGUUUAGGACUUAAAAUUUACUGCUUUGAAUGAUAACAAUAUUUCGUGGUAGUAUGCAUGGUCUUAUCUUCCCAAAGCUCGUUUCAAGAGGAUGGUAACGGUAAUUGAUUAUCUUGACUUUCAGGAGAUAUUAAAUUCUACAGUUUUUACAGUGAAGGCAUAUGCCCUGCCUUCUUUAUGCUUUCUAUCCUGUAUGCGUAGGAAGGUACAAAGCCAACCAAGGCAAAGUUCCAUACUCACUGUCCAGAUAUCUUCUCUUGGUUUUGGAGUCUUGGUAAACCUUUGUGGAGCCCUCACAAUGGAUACACAGUGGAUACACGUUUUGAAACUGAGAAUCGCUUGGACCCAGGGCCAGCCACUCCGUUCCUAUUCCAACACCCUGAGAGGACAUGCUGUUCUUCUUUGUGAAAGGUGCAUCUCUUGAUUAGUAUCAAGAUGGAUAUCCCCAUCACCAUGCAAAAACUUGUGCUCCUGUGGCUGUUGAUGAGAGUCAAGCUAUGUCCAUUGAAGAAGAAAUAGCAUGUGGAGCUGGGUCGAUGUAUUAUUAAUUGGUGCAUUGGAAGUUGCCUUGCUCGGAGGAAUGGUUUGUCCCAGGGACUACUUCCGCCUUGGAGUGUUUAGA
Messenger RNA from Thrips palmi, 670 nucleotides. RefSeq lists its product as uncharacterized. The record is from RefSeq and is a predicted model, not a curated record. The transcript is spliced from 4 exons. NCBI's taxonomy places the organism in Eukaryota, Metazoa, Arthropoda, Insecta, Thysanoptera, Thripidae. The coding region runs from base 140 to 472 and encodes 110 amino acids.